CGUGUGUUUGCUGUGUUUACGUUACGAUAAGCCCACACGUUUGACCGGGCAGAGGUUUAUUGUGGACUUCGCCCCUUUGCUCACAACUGCGUGCGUACUCAGAGGUUUACAACAGAACAAAAAGACAAGAAACCGUCCACAAAAUGGCAGGCCUUCCACUUCCAAAUAGGGUGAAGAAGUCCUUCCUUUUCUUCUUGGUGUUUAUGUAUACGUUUGUUGUCAGUACUUUAAUCAUUAACUUCCUCAUGGUAUGGACGCUACUUAUUUGGCCAUUUGACCGAAAAUUGUUCAGGAAAAUCAACUACAUUCUUGGAUACUCAAGCUGGUCUCAGUUUACUUUCGUCGCCCAGUGGUGGUCAGGGUGUGACAUCAUCUUAUACAUAGAUCCAAAGGAUCGGUUAUUCGCAGGAAAGGAGCAUAUCUUGGUGCUGAUGAACCAUACUUAUGAGAUAGAUUGGCUCAUGUUAUGGAUCCUAGCGGAGCGAUACGGCGUCCUCGGGGGUGCAAAAGUUUAUGGUAAAAACAUGCUACGAUAUAUUCCCCUGAUAGGAUGGGCAUGGUACUUUACAGAGUGUAUUUUCUUAAUGAGAGACUGGGCUAAGGACAAGAAAAUCAUUCACGACACCAUGAAAGAACUGCUCGACUUCCCCGACAAUUAUUGGUUUACGCUACUUCUGUUCCCAGAAGGUACAAGAUUUACAGCAGAGAAACACGAGGCCAGUUUAAAAGUUGCUAGAGAAAAGGGUUACCCUGAGUUUAAGCACCAUUUACUGCCGCGCACAAAGGGGUUCAGCUACACCAUCCAGGCCCUCCAGGGCAAAGGGGCAGUUGGCGCUAUCUAUGACAUUGCCAUAGGGUUCAAGGGAAACAGUGUUAAACCAACAUUGAUGAACGCCUUCAGAGGCAACACCAUCACAGCUGACCUCAGAAUGAAGCGUUAUGAAAUGGACAGCCUGCCAAAGGAAGAGGAAGAGUUAGCUAAAUGGCUCCGGGAUUUGUUUAAGGAAAAGGAUGAUCUUGUAGACGAGUAUUUUAAGACAGGAAAAUUUGACCUCCCAGCAUUCCAUCCUCCCCAGCGACCAAAUGACCUGUUAAACUGGAUAUUCUGGUUACUUGUGACAAACGUUCCACUGUAUUUUUACUUAGGGAGUAUAGUAAUAGCAGGGACCAUCACACAGCAGCUUAUUGUUGUGGGUGUUGUGAUAUUAAUGGCGGCAUUUUCUUUCUGGAUGAUCAGCUUAACAGAGAUACAAAAGGGAUCAUCCUAUGGCAAGGCAGCAGGAAGCAAUGGAGUGAAGAAAUCCGAAUGAUCAUUGCUAUGACCUAUUUUUCACGAUGGAUGAUUGGCUUUUCCGAAAUAAAGAGGGCGUCAUCAUAUGGAUCCAUGGUGACGAACAGCAAGAAGUCAACGUGAAAACUGCUAGCAAUUGUGAUGACUAAAGCUGCACUGUGAUUGGAUUUUACUAACUUACACCAAAUAUGAACACCGUGUGCCCUUUAGAUGACCUUUGAACUCAGAUUUAUAUUUUGAAGUUUUGUAAACAUUGCAAGAUGGGGUACAAUUAAAACAGGUUUACAAUGAAUACCAACUAUAUAUUGGGACAGAUUUGAAUA
Molecule: messenger RNA, 1614 nt
Organism: Pecten maximus
Lineage: Eukaryota; Metazoa; Mollusca; Bivalvia; Pectinida; Pectinidae
Product: 1-acyl-sn-glycerol-3-phosphate acyltransferase delta-like
Exons: 10
Coding region: 144-1310 (388 amino acids)
Cellular component (GO): endomembrane system
Molecular function (GO): 1-acylglycerol-3-phosphate O-acyltransferase activity
Source: RefSeq, a predicted model, not a curated record